CGCUUUGUGAACUGCCGCGCAUUUUCGAUGACGUCAUGUAUUUCUGCAGCCAUCUGGGCGCAACGUGAGAAAGGCAAACAGGACCCAUAACUGUCUUGACCAGCGGCAGCUCACAUGGUGGAGGAGGGAAGUGGAUACGUACUCUAACCAGGGGCUAAGCACAAACAACGAUGAAGAAGGAAAUUGCGGCAGUGGUGUUUUUUAUGAAGCGACUGAUCAGGAAGACGGAGAAGUUGGAGAUUGAGAAGGUGGAACAUUUUGUGGAGAGGCUGGCUGUAGCAUUGCAGGAGAAAUAUAGGGGGCACUGGUAUCCUGAGAAACCCAGCAAAGGCCAGGCUUUCAGGUGCAUUCGAGUGAACCGGUUACAGCGGGAGGACCCCCAGCUGUUCCGAGCCUGCCAGGAGAGCGGGGUGCAGUACAGAGACCUGGGCCUGCCGCUGGAACUCACGCUGUGGGUGGACCCUGGGGAGGUGUGCUGCAGGUAUGGGGAGAACAACCCUGCCUUCACAGUGGCAAGUUUUUUGGGAGACAAUGAAGACGACAAAGAAGAUGUCACCAAGAAGGUAACGAGGGCAGUGGAGAAGGUGACGUCAGACUACCACUCCGGUUCAUCGUCCGAUGAGGAGAGCAGCAGAGAAGCCCGCGCAACUCCCCCUUUCCCCCACUUCCAGCCCCGAUACCAGGUCGUGCCCGAACUCCCCUACCAGCCGGCCCACACAUGGCGCCCGUUUCCCAAAAAGAAGACGGGACCCGGGAAAGGCCACGGCCCUCCUCACCCUCAGUACGGCUUCCGUCCCCAGGGCAGGCCCCACCCCAACCCCUGCUUCCGACCGAACGGCUGGUCCCCUGCCCCGCCCCGAGGAGGCCACGGUUACUGGGGCAGCUCCCCCAACCUGGCGCGCUGUUAGACACCACUACAGAGAAGCUGUGACGUAGUAGCUCUUGGGAAACGAAAGGAAAGGAACUAUGACUGAGAUGACGCUGACCAAACUCUGAAAGUAUUUUUGUAGUAAAUAUUUGUUAUUGUAAUGAUUUUAAAAAAGAAAAGAUGUUGACUCUGCACUUUAGAUAAUUUGUUAUAGAAAGUCUGUGUACUGUAUUUGCUAAUAUUCAGAAUUAGAAAUCUUUGGCUAUGAUAGGACAUUUUAGAUAUGGAAAUAUGUAUUGUAUUUAUAUUUAAUGGAAUCACUGUUAUUUGCUGAUUGGCACACUGUCUAUCGGUUUUGUUUAAAUGACCAAAUGUUUUAUAUGUAUUCACGUCAUAGUAUUGUGCUGACUACUUAAAUUAUGAAAUACA
Conger conger (European conger) is the source of this 1297-nucleotide messenger RNA. It is a transcript of the gene btg3, whose product is annotated as B-cell translocation gene 3. Lineage: Eukaryota; Metazoa; Chordata; Actinopteri; Anguilliformes; Congridae. The coding region runs from base 171 to 908 and encodes 245 amino acids. The record is from RefSeq and is a predicted model, not a curated record. Gene Ontology annotation, biological process: negative regulation of cell population proliferation; negative regulation of mitotic cell cycle. The transcript is spliced from 5 exons. Gene Ontology annotation, cellular component: nucleus; cytoplasm.